AUGGCGAAUCCGCAGCAGAUAUCUCUUCGGCCAUGGAUCCUCGAAGCAGUCCCGUUCAUCGUCGUUCUCCUAAUAGUAGCUCAUGUCCUCGCUUUGGUGUAUUGGAUAUACAGACUAGCUACUGAGAAAGAGAGGCAGCCCCAGAGGAGAAAAGCACACUAA
Prunus armeniaca (apricot) is the source of this 162-nucleotide messenger RNA. Lineage: Eukaryota; Viridiplantae; Streptophyta; Magnoliopsida; Rosales; Rosaceae. The record is from the annotation of a GenBank genome assembly.